Molecule: messenger RNA, 795 nt
Organism: Coccidioides posadasii C735 delta SOWgp
Lineage: Eukaryota; Fungi; Ascomycota; Eurotiomycetes; Onygenales; Onygenaceae
Source: RefSeq, a predicted model, not a curated record
AUGCCUCUUCUCACCCUUCACCUCCUCCGCCUGCAGCCAAACACGGACGUCAGGAACUUCGUGCACUCAGUGCGAAGCUCUCCAGAUGUCGAAGUUGUAGUGGCCUCUCGACCGCGGCGAUAUGUCAUUCGCCCUGAGAUAAUCGAUGUCCAUCAUCUAACCAAUCAACAGUGGGAUCUUAUGCUGCUGCUCCGCUCAGCUAGAAAUGGGAUUCCCCCAGCCCUGCGGUCUGCUGUCAGCGCAGAGUAUUCAGUGAACGCUGGAAUCCCAUCCAAACUCCUCAAAACGUAUCCGCAGCUUGACGCAAAGCUAAAACGAGAGGCCUCAUCAGCGCCUUUAACUAGUUCGCUGGAAAAGGCUCGCAAUAGAUCAUCGUCUCAAUCCUUGGAGCUAUCGGCAGAUCUUCUGGCGUUUAUGGAUGAGCUGGUCAAGGAGCAUGACAAGCCGGUCACCAUGCUCAACCUUCUUCAUUUUCAUCCCAACGGGAAGCCAGAAUACUUCAAAUACGGACAGGGGUUUAUUUCAGUUGCCGGAAAGCGUGGGGGAAACGCGAAAAUCGUCGGUAACGUGGUAAAGCCCCCUAGUGGCCAAACCGACUCAAAAGGGGAGGCAGAUAGACUCGAGAAUGAAUGGUGGAAUGAGAUAUCUAUCGUCCAUUACCCUUCCAUCCGUCAUUUCUGCGAUAUGUUAGCAGGCGAAGACUACCAGGAGAUCAAUUCAAAACAUAGGCUUGGGGUAAGUUGCUCUAUGUUUUUCAUCCAAGGACCCUGGCAUACGAAUUUAACUGCAUAUUAG